Messenger RNA from Corythoichthys intestinalis (scribbled pipefish), 5677 nucleotides. It is a transcript of the gene fbrsl1, whose product is annotated as fibrosin-like 1. Bases 365 to 4183 code for a protein of 1272 amino acids. The record is from RefSeq and is a predicted model, not a curated record. The transcript is spliced from 21 exons. NCBI's taxonomy places the organism in Eukaryota, Metazoa, Chordata, Actinopteri, Syngnathiformes, Syngnathidae.
CACAGCACAAAGAUAACAAGGAAGGAACCGUGAGAUAUGGAUUGUGCAGCUCCAUCGCGUUGACCGAUGCACUUCUUCUUAAACAUAAUUUGCCAUGUCUUGGCUGCGUCGACGCAGAUCGUGCAUUGGUCACGUGAUUUUCUCUAAGCGAACAAGUGGAAUCUCAAAGUGACCCGUUUCCCCCCUGCAGGCCCGGCAUGGUUCUGUGAAGAGCUGCGAAUAUACAGCAGCGUAUGAAUAAAGAAUUGGAAGAUAAGGCGGCGCAGACAGACAGCGUCUCCCGUGGAGUUCUGUUUGCAUUGGGUUUGACACUCCACCCCCUCUACCUCUUUCACACCCCGCCCCCCCCCCCCCCUCCUCAAACAUGGAUGGGAAAUUGAAGAAGGGUCGUAGAUGCCGGCCCAAACGAGAAAGGGUGCGGAGGUUGCGGGAGCCAGGGAGCAGGGACCCCCUUAGCCCUGACCCCAACUCCCCGUUCUCUGACAGGGAGGGACACAGUCCCAGGAGGGACGCUAAGAGGGGUCCGCACUCAGCAGCGGCUGCCAGAGCCCCGCGCACCCCCCGGCGGAAGAGACGGGAGUCCAGCUCACAGGAAGAGGAUAUCAUUGAUGGAUUUGCUAUCGCCAGUUUCAUCAGUCUGGACUGUCUGGAGAAGAAAUCAGGGCUACUGAAAACACAGGAGAAGGAGCGAUGGAAGGAGAAGAGGGUUGUAAAACGGACAAAAACCGAAGAUGAGGAGGUGGAAGAGGAAGAGGAGAAUGUUCAGCCUUUUGUCGAUCCACUGGAGAAAGGAUUCUUUCAUCAUGCCCAGCGAGAACAGGAGAGGAUGAACGAGAGGCUUCUCAAAAAAACAUACUCCAAGAAGAACAAAAUGAUCAAACCAUUACUGCUCCGUCCAAUCAAAUUUGGUAAGGACGAGACAAUGCCGGACUUCAGCCUACCUCACAGGAGCAACACCAAGGACCAGCUGAAUGAGGUGCCGCCAGCAUCAGUGACCCUCCUCAAGUGUGACAGCGAGAGUGACAUUGACAACAAGGUGUCUGAUGUAGGAUUAGAAAAGAUCUUUUCUUCUACCACACCCAAAGGUGUGCCAGCGAAUGAGAGUCUUGAGUCCAAGAGUUGUAGCUCAACCAAAGUGUCCGGUCUCCGGCGCAUCCGGGAGCAGAACAAUAUUGAGGUUCCAUUUGCACCACCACUGCCCAGCCCUACCCCGGCCUCAGCACCCACUGGCUCCCCAGCCCCAGCUGCAGCUGCGGCUCCCCCAGAACCUCCUCGAUCUCGCCUCCUGACGCCUUCUCCUCUUAGCGUCAAGAGGGAGCCACAACUUCCACCCCCUGUCCCUUCCCCUUCCCAGCUGAGGGCACUACCUCAGUUCUACCCUCCACACCCACACUCACAGCAGGAGCCCUGUGUCCAUCCACCCCCACAGCAUCCCUCCCGGCCAAUCAUAAGCCAUCAAGCGCACCACCCUCUGCAGUACAGCCUCCCCAGCAUCAGCCACCAGAGCAGUCCACUACUUCCUAAACAUCAUCUCUCCCCAACGCAACACCACCCACUCAGUGGGCUGCCAUCCUCGGCUCCCACAUUGCCUCUGUCUAUAGCCAACCUCUCUACCUCGCACUAUUCCUCCCUACGGAGCCCGGCACAUCGCCAUUCGGCCAUGUUUGCAACCCCAGCCACACUGCCUCCACCACCAACCUUACCUACCAACAGUUUAGUGGUGCCUGGGCACCCAGCGGGUACCCCCUACCCAGAGCAUGAUCUACUGCGGCAGGAGCUGAACAACCGAUUCCUGGUUCAGAGUUCGGAGCGGGGCCGGGGGCCACCCGCCUCGCCGCUGGCCCCCGUGUCGCUCCUGAGGGCCGAGUUUCACCAACACCAGCACAUGCACCAGCACCAACACACCCACCAGCACACCUUCACGCCAUUCCCUGCCAGUCUGCCCCCGGCCGCCAUCCUCACCCCGCCCACCGCACCUCCCAUGGUGCGUAACCAAGUCAGAAAUUUUGACAAAUACACCCCUAAACUGGACAAUCCGUUCAUCAGACAUCAUUCAAAUUUCUUCCCCUCCUAUCCCUCUACCAUGCCAGGCAUGCCCCCACUGCUCCCUCACUCAGGACCCUUCAGCUCACUGCAGGGAGCCUUCCAACCCAAGGCGUCCAAUCCCAUUGAUGUAGCAGCACGUCCUGGAGCAGUACCUCACACACUCCUUCAAAAAGAUCCAAGGAUAACUGACCCAUUCAGGACAAAUGUUCGAAAACCUGGCAAGUGGUGUGCAGUGCAUGUCCAGAUCGCAUGGCAGAUCUACCACCACCAGCAGAAAAUGAAGCAAAUGCAGCUGGACCCCCACAAGCUAGACAUGAAUGGAAAACUGGACCUCUUCAGCAGACCCCCGGUCCCGGGUGUCUUUCCAGGGUUCCCGUAUCCUCAUGACCUGGCACGACCCCUCUUCUCCUCCUCCGGCUCAGGCCACCCAGCUCCCUCUCCGUAUGGCCCCACUCCUCACCCUAGUGGUUUUCUGCCUCCUACCCAUUUGGCUGGUAAGUAUCCUUUCAGUCGCUCCAGUUCCUUUGGCGGCCUCGGCAACCUUUCAAGCAGUGCCUUCGGAGGAUUAGGCAACCCCUCGCUUGGGUCUAACAGUAUGUUUGGCCCCAAGGAAGGCCCUGGAGGACUGCCUCCAUUUAGCAGCCCACAACAUGAUACCUGGAACAGGCUACGACGAACGCCACCGUCUUUCCCCACCCCGCCGCAGUGGCCUAAAACUGCAGAUCCUGAGAGGAGCAGCUCCGCCAACAGCCACGAGCGGGAACGAGAGCGGGAACGUGAACGGGAAAGAGAUAAAAGAGACUCAUCCAUCGGAAAAGAUGAGAAAGAUAAAGACCGAGAUUCGGUGGAUCGCAAUCGCCACUCCAACCGGUCAUCUCCAGCCUCCGCACCAGUCAGCUACCAGAUCAGCAACUUAAUUCGCUCCAACAGCCAGAACAGUGAUCCGGGACGGCAUCACAGUGGCAGCCUAGAUCGUGUGCGCGAGGCGGAAAAAGAGCUAUUAGAACGGCAUAGAGACUCCUCCGCCCUUGUUGACGUCAAGAUAAAAGAAAGCCGCUCGCCUAGCAAGGAGAUACUAGAGAGACGAUCUUCCGAGGACUCUGUUGUACCAUCCCAGCGUUCUCCCUCUCCAUACUCCAAGGCAGUGAUCAAUGAGCAAAGCAUGAAGAUGGCGGGCGGGCCCCCACCGACACUCAAAGAUAGUGAGAGGAAAGAGCCUCCAACUGGGGAACAAUUUCACAAGGUCAAAAAUGACAUGAAGAUCAAGGAAGAGAGAAAGGAGGAGCAGGAAGUUAUGGUGGUGAGUUCUGAGCCAGCUUCCCAGCCUCCAGUGCAAGUGCAGUCUGCUCUCAUUGCCCAGCCUGGUAAUCCACACCACCACCACCCUCCUUUGUCUCAGCAUCCUCAUCUUCCCUCCCCUCGUGGCAGUGACAUUCCAGCACCGAGUUUGCAUGGUGUUCCCAUGGCACACUCACUACCCCUUUCCAUGAGUGCCAUGCCCCAAAUGGGCAGCUUAAAUGUUCUCGAUCGUGCUCGCAUGGCUCCCUUCAUGGGAGUCAGCCCGCUGGCAGGAAGAGAGCGCCUACCCCACCCGGCGUUCCCUUGGGACCCGCUCCGAGAAGCCUACCGCAGCUUGGACCUGCAGAGGCGCAUGGACUUCCAGCUCAGGGCCGAUCAAGGACAUCGUUUCCCCAGUGUGUACGAACAGGAGCGGGCCUACCGCGAGCGUGAGGCUCACGACUACUCUCACCACGAGCACCUUUUGGAAGUUCGCAGGGAGCACGAGAGGAUGAGGCAGCAGGCGGAGGAGCGAGAACGCCUCCACUUGCGGGAGGAGCUGGACCGAGCACGGCUUCAUCAGCUGCACCAAUCCCCGAUGGAAGGUCACCUACCGCACAUGCCUCCGUUUAUGCCCCACCUCGGUGGAAUGCCCUACCCCAGACUCAGCCCCUCCACUGGGCACAACGGCCUUCUGAACAGAACGCCUCCUACUGCUGCACUAAGUGCCCCCCCGCCACUUGUGCCAGCCAGCAGUGCCAGGCCAGCCUCCCCCAGGAGGACUACACCCCUCACAAACACCCAGGACCCUCGAGACUAUUCCCCGUCUCGCAAACCCAAAGAGGUAGAGGCACGGUAGCUUGGUGAAAAAGCGCGCUCGCAAGCUCCACACCCCCAAUCCAAAAUUGUCCGUUGAACAAAAUGCACUCCUCUUCCAAAGAGAAGAGCAGAAUUCCCCAAGGGAAAGGGUAUGAUUGUACAGUAUCUGGUUAAGCACAUGCCAUGAAUAUUUUUGUGGACUGAAGGUAAUGUCGAGAGAACACAAAUGUGUGUAUGUUUAUAUCCACCUUGAAUAUUUGAUAAUUAUUAAUAUAUUAAUCAAAUAUCUUUUCAGCUUUAAGUGAAAAAGGCUGUUCAGAAAUGGUUUGUAUAUUUGCUAUCCUUGUUUCAUGUAUAGAUAUCAUUUCUAUAAAUUUGAUGUAAUUUGUGCGUUAGUCACACCUUUUACAAUAUUUAUCCCCAUCGAUUGUGUGUCAUAUCCAUUAUGACUGUAAAGACUGGAUUUGGAUUAAUUUAACCUCAUGGUACCAGGAUAUCCUCAAAGUGGCAAUGUAUAUACAUUACCAAUUUGUUUUGCUUCUUAGAUAUGCAGACAAAUAUAUAAAAUGAGGUCUUUGUUCAGUGUCUGUACAGAAAACCGAUGUAAAUAAUCUGUGAAUAUCUUUGUUUCCAAAUGACUAUGUGCAAAUUUUCAAGGCUUUUUAACCAUUUCUAAAACACACAGACAAAAUAAUAAGUCAAAUUUGCGGAAAAGGAACUCUACUGAAUAUCAAGGCAACAGACAAGCCAUGCCAAUGGAUGCAAAGUGACAGUAGGUGCUGGAAGGGAGCCUUGAAGGAUCAUCUGCAAUCUAUGCAAAGCAGCAAUGGCACCCUCACUAAAUUCUCCAGGAGGAAGCAAACCGUAAAACAUUUGGGUAAACCCAUGUUGAUAUUUAUCGAUGAAAUAAGAAUGGAAUUAUCAAAAGACUUCCAUGUCAUAAACUGGACCAGACCCGGACUGAAAAGUGGGACACUUUAAAGUGGGCAGCAAAAAGACUUCUCUCUGUCAAACUUGUGUUCAUGUGCAGUUGUUUUUCUUAGACUCUUGUAUACAAAAGAAGUAGAAUUUUAGGCGUGCAAAAUAAAAAAUGAACUUUCAUGGUUUAAAAUGUACGGAAUAAAGUUCGGACCUAAUGUCAUAUUUUUGGCCUGCCCUUGUCAUUGUAAGCUACAACAAUGUAAUGUUCAUGUUUUGCCACUAACGGGUCACCUUUUUAGUUUAUGGGGUAUUUAUUCAUCUGCAGUCAGUUGAAGUACUUUGAAAUCGUAAUGGUAGCGUAUUUUUGAAGGGAACCAUUGACAGAAAGACUUGUAGUUUUAAAGAUAAAUGUUAGUACGAGUUAUAAUAAUUUGAAAUUCAAACCCCUUUUAAUGUUUUCAUUUUGAUAAAAUUUGAAAAAUUUGUUUAACUAGUAGGUCGCCAUUGUUGUUGACGACGGAAUGCACUGUGGGCGGUGAUGUCACAACGCAGCGCUGCCGUACUUCCACAGUGUCACUCGUUAGCUACAUAAACAUGUCAUAGGUUCUCCCCU